This is a messenger RNA of Lepus europaeus (European hare), 1464 nucleotides long. It is a transcript of the gene RTP5, whose product is annotated as receptor transporter protein 5 (putative). The transcript is spliced from 2 exons. The record is from RefSeq and is a predicted model, not a curated record. Gene Ontology annotation, biological process: detection of chemical stimulus involved in sensory perception of bitter taste; protein insertion into membrane; protein targeting to membrane. NCBI's taxonomy places the organism in Eukaryota, Metazoa, Chordata, Mammalia, Lagomorpha, Leporidae. The coding region runs from base 1 to 1464 and encodes 487 amino acids. Gene Ontology annotation, molecular function: olfactory receptor binding.
AUGGACGUGGCUGGGGCGGACGUGUGGGUGAGCACCUUCGCCCAGCUGAUGAGCGAGAGGAAGCCCCGGGAUGCCUGGGUCCUGCUCCCCCAGGAGAGCCUGGCCGCGGGGCCCCUGGACGGCAGCAGCUUCCAGUAUCGGCUGAAGGGGCUUUCAAGGCUCCAGUGCAGCCGCUGCCUGUGGGUCUGGCGCUCGGCGCACGUGCACAUCCUCUUCCACCUGUGGUGGGACGCGGGCAGCCGCCAGGGGCUGGUCAAGAUGCGCGUGUGGGGCCAGCGGUGCCGGAUGUGCCCCCCGGGGCCGCCGGGCCCCCGCGGCGACUGCCAGGUGAGCCCCCUCAACGUGUGGAUCUUCCUCAGCAAGCUGGUGCUGCACAUCCUGAGGCGGUGCUACGGCGACCACCUCAGCCAGUGCCCCGAGGUCCGCUUCGGCGACCGCUGCGAGGCCUGUGAGCUGCAGCUCUGCUUCCUGCAGACGGCGCCCGAGCUGGCCUGGGCGCCGGCGGCCAGGGCCGGGCACGCGGCCGGCUGCUGCGCGGGCGGCCACGACCCCGGCGGCCUCGCCGAGACCGACUUCCUGGACGGCGCCGCGGCGGACGGCGGCGAGUGCCCGCACGAGGCCGCCCGCGUCGUCUCGCUGCCCUUCUCCCUGGCGGCCGGCGGCCGGCCCGGGGGCGGCCAGCGCCCGGCUGCCCUUGGCAGGGGCACCCUGCGCCUGUUCGCGGCCGGCGGCGCGGCGCCCGAGGGCGGCGGCAUCCCCGUGGACGUCGGGGACCCGGUCUUCCACGCCGAGGGCCUGUGCCUGGGCGACGUCGAGUCCACCUUCGAGCUGCGCGGCUUCGUCUUCGGCGGCGCCGGCGGCGCGCCCCGCCCCGUGGGCGUGGCCAGGGGCCAGGGCCCGCUGUCGCUCAGCGCGGGGCUGGCGGCGGCCGGGGCGGCGCUGCCCGCGGUGUCCUACGUGGUCGGGCUCUCGGCCGACGGCCAGGGCGCGCUCACCUUCCCGCUGUCGGCGCUGGGCGUGCUGGGCGCGGCGCCCCCCGGCGAGGCCUGCUACGUCACCUUCCCCUUCAGCUUCGCCGCGGGCGCCGGGAAGGAAGACGCAGGCGCCCCGACGGCGCUGGGCGGCGAGGCAGGCAGCCCCGUGGCGGUCAGCGGCGGCUCCAUCGCCGUCCCCGUGUCGGCCCUGGAGCUGGUGCAGCGCCAGGGCCCCGAGCACGCGGCCGGCGGCCCGCACAGCGGCGGCCUCGCGGCGCACAGCUACUGCCGGCGGCGGCACCGGGCCAGGCCUGGCCAGCCGGGCUGUGGGCCCCACGCCGAGGACGAGCCGCACGCCUGCAGCGUGCACCGCCGGCCCCGCGCGGAGCCGUCCGAGGACUUCUGGAUCUGGGUGUCCAUGACCGUGUGCAUCUUCUGGCUCAUGUGCAUGUGCAGACUCAACUUCAGCAUCUUCCAGCAGCCGGCCUAG